AUGGAGACCAAUAUUGACGAAUUAUCCUCUCAGUUAAGUACAUUAACAACUAAAUCACAGGAAAUAUCCAAACUAGAUCAUCGUCUUCCGUUGUCAACUUUUCGUCUUCCAUCAAUGUCAUCUUGUCCAAUGGCAACAGAUGAUUAUAAUCAUCUACUUAUUUUUCAUCAUCAAAGAUUAAUACUAUUCCAGUUACCUACAUUCGAAAUUUUAUUUUUCAUUCCCACAGGAACUUUCACCGACUGUCAAAUAUCAGAUAUUUGCUUUUAUACAUUUUCCAAUUGUUUUCUAUUAUCCAGUGCGAAUACAAUCUACUCACUUGCAUCAGAUAGAUCAAUUAAACUCUUCCAGAAAUUUUCCAACACAAUUUGGUCGAUCACUUACACGUCAACAUCGAUAUUUGUCUGUUAUUUAUUCGGCGCGUCGAUGGAACAAUGGGACUUUUCGUCGAAAUCCGCAUUUUUAGUGAAUAGUUGGGUAAAAGAAGAUCUCUUGGAAGCAUUUGAUCAAGGUAUCAAUUGUAUUCGUGCUGUUAAUCAAUGCAUCGGCAUGACCAUCAAAGAACGGAAUUUUUCUUGGAGAAUUGACAUAUUCGAUUCGUUAACCAUGACACGAUUACGUCGUGGCAGUACAAUUCAACAAGGAAAUGGUUUGAGUAAUUGGAUUGGCAUUCUCUUUCCUAUGGAUUCAUUUCGUUGGCUAUUUGCUGAUGGUGAUGAAGGGUUAUUUCUCAUUAAUCAAACUGAUGAACAGAACUAUCAACACAACAACAUUAUGAAAAUAGCUUGUAAUAUUUGUUUACUUCGCGAUACGAACACUCGACAAUACAAUGCAAUUGUUGUUCAAUCCUAUGAAGAAUUACAAAUUUUCGAUGUUCAAUGA
Molecule: messenger RNA, 882 nt
Organism: Adineta ricciae
Lineage: Eukaryota; Metazoa; Rotifera; Eurotatoria; Adinetida; Adinetidae
Source: the annotation of a GenBank genome assembly